GAAAAUACUUUCCUAAGGUACUUAAAAAAUGAGGUUCCUUAUUCUUUUUGCCGCAUUGGCUGUAUCUGCAAAUGCCCUAACUAGCCACGAGAAAUGGGCCCAAUUUAAGGUUGACCAUUCAAAGAAGUACGAACAUCUUCGAGAAGAGCAAGUUCGGUUCCAGAUUUUCUCUGACAACCUCCGCAAAAUUGAAGAACACAAUGCAAGAUACCAAAAUGGUGAAGUGUCGUACUACUUGGGUGUUAAUCAGUUCGCAGAUAUGACUCCAGAGGAAUUCAAGGCAAUGCUUGACUCGCAAAUCGUUCAUAAACCUGAACCUAACAUGACAUCCCGCUUUGUAGUUGAUCCCCAAUCGACUGUCCCUGAAUCAAUUGACUGGAGAGAGAAAGGCGCAGUUGCUCCUGUAAGGGACCAAGGUGGUUGUGGGUCAUGCUGGGCCUUUAGUGCAGCUGGUUCCCUUGAAGGACAACGGUUUUUAAAGGAAAAUAAAUUAGAAGUUCUUAGUACCCAACAGUUAGUAGAUUGUUCCAGAGGUUACGAAAAUCUUGGUUGCACCGGUGGUUAUCCUCAUUGGGCAUUCAACUACAUCAAAGAUAAUGGUCUCUGUCUAGAUUCUGAUUACGAGUAUCAAGGAGAAGAUGGAUAUUGCCUACAAUGUGAACCGGUUGUUAAAAAUAUCAAAGGUUAUCAAUCAAUUGAUAAAACUGAAGAAGCGCUUAAAGAAGCUGUAGGAACUGCUGGCCCAGUAUCAGUUUGUGUCUGUGCUAAUUUUGAAUGGCAAUUGUACGGAGGAGGUGUCUUUGAUCACGCACUUUGCUUUAGUGAUACUUUAAAUCAUGCAGUUCUAGCAGUCGGAUAUGCCGAAGAAAAUGGUAAAGAUUUUUGGCUGAUCAAGAAUUCAUGGGGAACAUCAUGGGGAGAAGAAGGUUAUAUUAGAUUAGUUCGUGGUAAACAACAAUGUGGUAUUAACCAAUUGCCCAAUUAUCCUCUCCUUAAAAUGAGGUUCUUUAUUCUUCUUGCCGUAUUGGCUGUAGCUGUGAAUGCUACGUCAGUCCACCAACAAUGGGCUCAAUUUAAGGUAAACCAUUCCAAGAAGUACGGACAUCUUAAAGAAGAGCAAGUUCGCUUCCAAGUUUUCUCUCAAAAUCUCCAGAAAAUUGAACAGCACAAUGCAAGAUACCAGAAUGGUGAAGUGUCCUUCUACUUGGGGGUUAAUCAGUUCGCAGAUAUGACUUCAGAGGAAUUCAAGGCUAUGCUUGACUCCCAACUCAUUCACAAGCCUAAGCGAGACAUUACAUCCCGCUUUGUAGCUGAUCCUCAAUUGACUGUUCCAGAAUCAAUUGACUGGAGAGAAAAGGGGGCAGUUAAUCCCGUAAGGGACCAAGAGCAAUGCGGAUCAUGUUGGGCAUUUAGUGCAGCUGGUGCUCUUGAAGGACAAAGAUUUUUAAAGGAGGGCAAACUAGAAGUACUGAGUACUCAACAGUUAGUAGAUUGUUCCCGUGAUUACAAAAAUGAAGGCUGCAAUGGUGGUUGGCCUCAUUGGGCAUAUGACUACAUCAAAGAUAAUGGCCUCUGUCUAGAGUCUAAGUACAGGUAUCAAGGAUAUGACGGUUACUACUGCAAAGAGUGUAUUCCGGCUAUCAAAAAAAUCAAUGGCUAUUCAUCUAUAAAUCAAACUGAAGAAGCACUUAAGGAGGCUGUGGGUACGGCUGGCCCAAUUGCAGUAUGUGUCAACGCUAAUGACGACUGGCAACUGUACAGCGGGGGUAUCCUUGAGAGCCAAAGUUGCCCAGGCGGCGAAAGUAUAAACCAUGCAGUUUUAGCUGUUGGAUAUGGUUCAGAAAAUGGUAAAGACUUUUGGCUUAUCAAGAAUUCGUGGAACACUUAUUGGGGAGAAGAAGGUUAUUUGAGAAUAGUACGUGGUAAAAACCAGUGUGGUAUCAAUGAAGUGGCCGAUUAUCCCCUCCUACACCGUAUCUAUCAUUGUGAAAUUAGGUGUGAACGGUGCUUAAAAAUGAGGUUCCUUAUUCUACUUGCCGUAUUGGCUGUAGCUGUGAAUGCUACAUCAAUCCACCAACAAUGGGCUACAUUUAAGGUAAACCAUUCCAAGAAGUACGGACAUCUUAAAGAAGAGCAAGUUCGCUUCCAAGUUUUCUCUCAAAAUCUCCGCAAAAUUGAAGAACACAAUGCAAGAUACCAGAAUGGUGAAGUAUCCUUCUACUUGGGGGUUAAUCAGUUCGCAGAUAUGACUUCAGAGGAAUUCAAGGCUAUGCUUGACUCCCAACUCAUUCACAAGCCUAAAAGAAACAUUACAUCCCGCUUUGUGGCUGAUCCUCAAUUGACUGUUCCAGAAUCAAUUGACUGGAGAGAAAAAGGGGCAGUUGCUCCCAUAAGGGACCAAGGGCAAUGCGGAUCAUGUUGGGCAUUUAGUGCAGCUGGUGCUCUUGAAGGACAAAGAUUUUUAAAGGAGGGCAAACUAGAAGUACUGAGUACUCAACAGUUAGUAGAUUGUUCCCGUGAUUACAAAAAUGAAGGCUGCAAUGGUGGUUGGCCUCAUUGGGCAUAUGACUACAUCAAAGAUAAUGGCCUCUGUCUAGAGUCUAAUUACAGGUAUCAAGGAUAUGACGGUUACUACUGCAAAGAGUGUAUUCCGGCUAUCAAAAAAAUCAAUGGCUAUUCAUCUAUAAAUAAAACUGAAGAAGCACUUAAGGAGGCUGUAGGUACGGCUGGCCCAAUUGCAGUAUGUGUCAACGCUAAUGACGACUGGCAACUGUACAGCGGGGGUAUCCUUGAGAGCCAAAGUUGCCCAGGCGGCGAAAGUAUAAACCAUGCAGUUUUAGCUGUUGGAUAUGGUUCAGAAAAUGGUAAAGACUUUUGGCUUAUCAAGAAUUCGUGGAACACUUAUUGGGGAGAAGAAGGUUAUUUGAGAAUAGUACGUGGUAAAAACCAGUGUGGUAUCAAUGAAGUGGCCGAUUAUCCCCUCCUAUAAUUUUAAAAAUUGUUAUGCCUUACAGUAUAUAUAAUGAAACAUAAAUAAAAAUGUUAUAACUUUA
Messenger RNA from Diabrotica virgifera virgifera (western corn rootworm), 3053 nucleotides. RefSeq lists its product as uncharacterized. The record is from RefSeq and is a predicted model, not a curated record. Gene Ontology annotation, cellular component: lysosome. NCBI's taxonomy places the organism in Eukaryota, Metazoa, Arthropoda, Insecta, Coleoptera, Chrysomelidae. The transcript is spliced from 14 exons. Gene Ontology annotation, molecular function: cysteine-type endopeptidase activity. Bases 29 to 2989 code for a protein of 986 amino acids.